Messenger RNA from Aspergillus melleus, 1402 nucleotides. RefSeq names its product mitochondrial 54S ribosomal protein uL5m (gene mrpl7). Gene Ontology annotation, biological process: translation. Gene Ontology annotation, molecular function: RNA binding; structural constituent of ribosome. The coding region runs from base 141 to 1208 and encodes 355 amino acids. Gene Ontology annotation, cellular component: ribosome; cytosolic large ribosomal subunit. NCBI's taxonomy places the organism in Eukaryota, Fungi, Ascomycota, Eurotiomycetes, Eurotiales, Aspergillaceae. The transcript is spliced from 3 exons. The record is from RefSeq and is a predicted model, not a curated record.
UCAGGCCAUCAGUUCGCGGUCCCACGUGAUGCCGUCCCGGAAGAAGUCGAGGUUGUUCUUGUCGCCGAUCCGCGAAACAAUUUUUGGACGGGCUUCAGGUUCGAUUCAACUUGCAGCGACCACCCUUCCUGUCGAGCUCAAUGGCUGCCAGUGAACCCUCCAGAUACCUGGCAAGGUCAUUGCCUCGGGCUUUUGCCCCAUCGGCCAUCCCCAAGGGCUUUUGCUUUCGCCGCAAUGUCUCCGAUCAAGCGUCCUCCAAGGCACCGGUCGAAAUCAACGACGUCGAGUCAGCUGGCUCCCUAACUAGCACUACUGUGCCGGAGGAUGUCGUGAAGACCUUUGAUCCCAUCGCUAAAUCCAAGGGCCGCAAGAAGCAGCUGCCGCGGAGUCGUUACCAAUUCCGUUCGCCGAAAUAUGAUCGUGGUCCCCUCCAUCCUCACCGACCUCCGCCUCCCUCUGAUCCCUCUUCCCGUCUCUUCGUUCCUGGCCCGUUCACCCUGCCCAGAGUCGAGCAGACCUACCAAUCCACCGUCGCCUCGGACAUCCUCGCCCUCUGCUAUGUACAUACUCCUCCCGGCUUCAAGCCGCCACCGAAAUCCCCCCGUCUUCGCUCGUGGGACGACAGCUCGCCUUACCACAAGAACCGACAACUGCGCGGACCCCGUGGCGGUGAUGUCCUGCGCCUCCUUCGCAAACCCAUCACUUUCAACAACGUCCCGGAGCUAGAGCGCAUCACCAUCCACAGUUACGUCAAGGGCGCGGCCCAGGAGAACUCGUCGUGGAUCCACGUCGCCGGUAUGGCCGUCCAGGCCAUCUCGAACGUGCGGGUUUCGACAUUCAAGUCCAAGACCAGCGUUGCUACCUGGGGUAUCGCUCCUGGCAGAGACACGGUUGCCGUCAAGGCCGAGCUGCGUGGCGAGAACAUGCUCCACUUCUUCUCCAAACUGGUGGACGUCGUGUUGCCCAAGAUCAAGGAUUGGGAGGGUGUCAAGGGCACCAGCGGUGACAGCAGUGGAAACAUCACCUUCGGUCUGGAUCCCGAGAGCGUGGCUCUUUUCCCGGAGAUUGAGGUUAACUAUGACAUGUACCCCCCUAAGCUGAUUCCUGGUGCUCACAUCACCAUCCACACAAGCGCCAAGACCGACAAGGAUGCCCGUCUUCUCCUCAGCGCCAUGGGCGUGCCGUUCUACGGAAAGUUGGUUGAUUAGAUGUUUGAAUUGGAGGAGGGCUCUGGAUGCCAUUGCCUAGUUGAUGCUGGAUCUGUAACAUGGAAGCUUUUGCGGCAUUUUGAAAUCUUGUAAAUUAUCUAUAUAUUGUUUUUAUCGACGUUUUCUUACUGCACGAGCUUUUCCUAAUCUGGUUCGUUAGAUAUAGAAUUCAUAAUGCAUGUUGAAUUGUUCCG